GCAAACUAGCCACGAGGGAAACACUGCGCAGCCAUGGGCGUGGAGACGACGAAGGGCAGGAGGAGCCGAGGUGUUCGCUCCCGCAUUCUCCUGACUGCAAUCUCGUGGCUUUUCUUGCACACGGUACAUCUCUUCACCAUCCCUCACGGGCGGAUUUCACCGAGUCGCCCGGGCUGGAAGGAUUCUCGCGGGCCACAGGUGACACGCUGGCACCCUGGGCGUGGCGGAGUUGCUUUGCGUGCCAGCCCGCAGCAGGACAGUGGUGCAGAGGACUGGCUCGCCAAGAGCCGCGAGGAGGUGGAGGGCUUCAAGAAGGCCCAGGUGCCCAGUUGGGCAGAGGCUGUGCUGAUUGACGGCGGGCUGGAAGCAGACGAUGAGUUCAUCCAGCGGACGGUGACCACACUGCAGCAGCAGGGCGUCACCGGCAAGUCCCUGCUGAAGCUGACGCUGGAGAAGCUGAUGGCAGAUGGAGUCGCACGGGGCCCAGCGGAGCUUCUGGCUGAGAAGAUCCAGCUGCUGAACGAGCCCGAGGUUGAGAACCCUCGUUUUAGUGCCACAGAUCUCUUGGACUUCGAAGACCGCUUUUUGAACAGCCGAAUCAACAACAAGGAUGAGCGGCCGUUUCUGGAAAGGGAGGCGGUUGUUGAGAGUGUUGUGAAGCAACUAGAACAGAUCCAAAGGACCGGGACCAACAAGCCGACGGUCUUGGCCUUGUGGAGCCCAAGGGGCACCGGCAAGACAUCGCUUAUCCGACACCUGGCUUUGAAUGUCCCGAACUUCGCAGAAAGCCGAGGAUGUGGGCGGCUCUUGGUUUUUGAUGCGGUAAGGAUUCCAUCAGCACUGUUGCGCAAAGAUCCUGAUUUGCUGGCUUCUGCGAUCAUUUUGUGGCAUCUUUGCCGCAUCUUCGAUGGCUACUCUGUGGAGGUGAGCCAAGGGCCACCGAUUGGUUUCCAGAGGAGGACGUUCAGCGAUUUGGUCAUCACAUUGGAAUCAUCGAGGCUCGGCCAAUCACCGCCAGCUGUCGACAGCUUUGAGGCUUGGCUUCGCUUGCGUUGCAAAACCAAGGAAGCUGUUUUCGAGCAGUGGCUUUCGGUGACGUCUGCAGCCUUCAAUGCGACACCAGACUGCGCUUGCUUGGUGUUCCUCGAUCAGGCAGAGCUGCUUGUGAACAGACAGGUCGAGGGAGUGAGCCAGCAUGGUGGACAGAAAUCAGCUUUCACCGAAAUAUUUGGAGAAUUCCCGCAGAAGAUGGGCAUGUUUUCGGCAGGCACGGUGAAUAUCUUGACCGAUAGGCCAUCGGAGGAGUACACCUCGCUUGAGGUCCUGGAAGUACCGGCUCUACCGCCGUUGUCACUGCAAGCCGCCAGACGGGCCAUGGCAGAGUGGGGAGGCCCGCAAUACAAGAAGAAGGAAUUCAACAACAUUCACCUCUUCUCGGCUGGGGUACCCCGGCUUCUGGAGGCGGCUUUCCAGACCUGGGGUGAGUUGGCAUCAACUGCUCAGGUUGCACUCAAUGCCAUGUCGCAGAAGUUCAGAAGCUCGUAUGCGGAUGCAGCCCCCUACUUCCGUCAGCCAGAAGUGGCUUUGGCGUUGGUUCUUUGCUCGGCGGUUCGAUGGCCUGCAGAAGGCUACCAGCUUGUGCCCGGAACCUCAGUGAGGUGGUCAGACAUCUUCAGGGCCGGAGCAGCAUUUCCAAACAACAAGUCCGUACUGGUUCCACGGCUGUGGUGGUGUGAGGAUACCAAUAUCAAAGACGCCAUCCGAAACGAUUUGAAAGAGCUGAACAUUGACCUGGAGGGGCUCCUGCCAGAUUCCUUGCAGUUGCUCAACAGCCCAACAAGGGGUGCCACUGAAAGGGGGGAGAAGUGGGAAGAGCUGGUUGCAAAUUCCCUGGCAGCGCGGUUCCGCCUUCACUGCAUAGCAAGAAACCUGAGUGCUGAAGUCACCUGGGUCCCUUUUUUGAAGAUCUACCCUACGGAGGAUCCACAUUUGCGAGCUGUUUUGGAGCCUUUCGAAGUUUGCUGGAGUGAUGGUGUGGAAUAUCCAAACGGCCAAGGCAAUGAAGCAACUGUCAUGAGUGACGUUGGGAAGGCCAUCAAGUCCAACCGGAAUUUUGCAACGGCUCACCACGACCUUUUGAUCCCUGUGAGAUGCAAGGCAACUGGUAAGCUCGAGUUCAUUGCUGCGCAAUGUCGUUAUGGAAAGAAACAGGAUGCAGGCGGCCUGAAGUUGCAGGACAAGGCAAAGAAGGACAACUUUGAGGACAUGCAAAAUGUGUUGCUGCAGAUUUGCAGUGAGUCUGAAGGCUGGCAGUCCUUUACAAACGAGACAUGGGCCAGACGUCAGGAGGAGAAAAAAUACUCUCUCAUGAGUUGCGAGACUAUCAUUUCGCAGCUGGACGUGCUGAAACUGUUGUGAGUGUAAA
This is a messenger RNA of Effrenium voratum, 2425 nucleotides long. Lineage: Eukaryota; Dinophyceae; Suessiales; Symbiodiniaceae. The record is from the annotation of a GenBank genome assembly.